AUGACGAACUUCGAAAUCAAUAUCGUGUCAGACACGGUGUGCCCCUGGUGUUAUGUCGGCAAAAAGCGCCUCGAGAAAGGCAUCGCUGCCUACAAAGCCGCGCAUCCCAGCUCGGAUGACACCUUCUCGACGAACUGGUUUCCCUUCUACCUGAAUCCUGAUGCGCCGAAGACCGGCAUCGACAAAGCCGCCUACUACCGGCAAAAGUUUGGCGACCAGAGAACCGUAGGUAUCUUCCAGAUGCUGGGACAGCUAGGGAAAGACGAGGGCAUCAACUUCAAGUUUGGAGGAAAGACUGGAAACACGAGGGACUCUCAUCGCCUCGUCCAACUCGGCAAGACCAAGAGCCCUCACAUGCAAACCCGAGUGAUCGAAGAGCUCUUCGCCGCCUACUUCGAGAACGAGAAGGACAUCACCUCCCACGAAACGCUCCUCGACGCCGCCGAGAAAGCCGGCCUUGACAAGAGCGAAGCCAAGGAGUGGCUUGACUCCGGCAAGGGCGGACCAGAGGUCGACAAAGAAGUGCAAGACGCGUACGCGCAGGACAUCCAUGGCGUGCCUAACUUCACCAUCAACGGCAAGUUCGAAGUCGGUGGUGCGCAGGAACCCGCGGCGUUUGUGCAGUUGUUUGAGAGGAUUAAAAGGCAGGAUGGCGGAUCAGUCGCGGUCAAUUCGGGAAGCAAGUGCUAA
Molecule: messenger RNA, 690 nt
Organism: Didymosphaeria variabile
Lineage: Eukaryota; Fungi; Ascomycota; Dothideomycetes; Pleosporales; Didymosphaeriaceae
Exons: 3
Coding region: 1-690 (229 amino acids)
Molecular function (GO): oxidoreductase activity
Source: RefSeq, a predicted model, not a curated record